AUGACCCGCGAAAAAUGGCGGCGGUGGUGCUGGCUUGCGCUGCUGCUAUGCCCUGGCAGCAGCAGCAGCAGCAGCAGCAGCAGCAGCAGCAGCAGCAGCAGCAGCAGCAGCAACAGUAGCUUUUGCACCGCCUGCAGCAGCAGCAGCAGCAGAAAGAUCAGCAGCAACGGCAACCGCGGAAUCAGCAGCAACGGCAGCAGCACCAACAGCAGCAGCAGCAACAGCAGCAGCGGCGGCGGCGUCUUUAACAGUCUUAACACCAUCAGCAGCAGCAGCAGCAGCAGGAUCAGCAGCAGCAGCAGCACCAGCAGCAGCAGCAGCAGCAGCAGCAACUUCAACCAUCUUGCCACGAAUCUCCUAGCUGUUUUAUGUAUCGCUGCCCUUUUGCUGCAGCAAAUUAAAAGGGACACCGUGCAGCAGCAGCAACAGCAGCAACAGCAGCAACAGCAGCAACAGCAGCAGCAGCAGCAGCAGCAGCAGAUGCUGCAGCAUUUGUAG
This is a messenger RNA of Eimeria necatrix, 498 nucleotides long. RefSeq lists its product as hypothetical. The record is from RefSeq and is a predicted model, not a curated record. NCBI's taxonomy places the organism in Eukaryota, Apicomplexa, Conoidasida, Eucoccidiorida, Eimeriidae. The transcript has a single exon. The coding region runs from base 1 to 498 and encodes 165 amino acids.